CUGUUAUUCCCAGUUGCCCCCGUCCAGCAAGUAGCCUCAAAUUACAGCUCCAGUCUUAGAUCAUUAAUCUAUGGCUCCAGUAGAGUAAUUGAAUUGACGUGCUCUGGGAGAGCUAACCGUUUACCGUUUAAAAAGUACGUCACACGGCGUCACAUGCCUAUAAAUUCAUAACUACUUGGUAUUUUUGAAUGAAAUAAAAACAAAUGUAUUUACUCGUUUAUAUUAUUAUGUAAAAGCUUAACUGUAACAAAGGUUUCAAGUGAUUUUGCACACCUAGUACUAACAUUCUCCAUUGUCUUUUAGUCUUAGCCAUUUAUUUCUAUUGGGAAAAAUAUUUCUCUCAAAACUCUUUCUUCUAGACUACUUACCCACCUACUCUCGUUGUUUUUUUACUUGGUCUCUCCUAACGACAGGCAGGAGGAAUAAUUGAACACGACGAAGAUCAAUUGGCUAACUAAAGAAAUAAUUCUGUGAGGUGGCAGGCAGCCCUACAAGAUGUUAGGAGAGCGUCACGGACUUUUGUCCUGACCGUUCCGGUGAUUCGCUGGGGUUUAUUUAAACCCUUGUGCGAGCGGCGCCUGCGUUUAUACCGGACGUGCUGUUCUAUGGGUGCAAACGGCCAGCCUCCGACAUGCCGAAGAUGGUGACUCGAGAGAAAAGCGACUACGGGAGAAAGGUGCAAGAGAAGGCCGUCAUCGAAAAGAGGCAGAUGGCGAUCGAGCGGAGCGCAGCGGCGGCCGCGGAGCCGCCGGCCCGCGCCGCGCCCCCCGUGCGCGUCAUCACCCUCGAGCACGGAGAGCACCACGACUCUACGCUUUACAGAUUUGAAAAAGGCUGCCAUUUACAGUUCUGCCCUGGUCCCAGCCUACUCGGGCGAAAAGUUUUCUUGUACACAAACUACGUGGUGUCCGAUAAUGCCGACGAAGACGGCGGCGGCGAGCAGGCCGAGUUCGUGCGCAACCAGUACUACGGGCUGGAGUGGCGGCGCGAGGAGGCCGGGCCGGGCGCGGGCGCGGACACGCUCGGCGGCGGCGUGCUGGUCACCGACACCGACGCCUUCUGCGAGCUGCGCCUCGCGCGCGCCGGCUCCUUCCAUUACUACUUCGUAUACGACAGCGCCGAGUCCAAGAUAGGUCCGCAGGGCUCGGGCUGGUUCCAAGUGGCGCCGACGCUGCGCGUGGGCGCGGGCGGGCGCGAGCGCGUGCCGCUGGACGGCGUGGCGUGCCUCACGGUGCUGGCCAAGUGCCUCGGCCCGCUGCCGCGCUGGGAGUCCGCGCUGCGCGUGGCGCACGAGGCCGGCUACAACAUGGUGCACUUCACGCCCGUGCAGGAGUUGGGCGCGUCAAAUUCGAGCUACAGUAUCGCGAACCAGCUGCGGCUGAACCCUCGCUUCAGCGCCGACGCGGGCCGCGAGGCCACCUUCGCCGACGUCGAGAACCUCGUCGCCAAGAUGCGCUCCGACUGGAAGAUGCUGUCGAUCUGCGACAUCGUGCUGAACCACACGGCGAACGAGACGCCGUGGCUGGCGGAGCACCCCGAGGCCACGUACAACUGCAGCAACUGCCCGCACCUGCGGCCCGCGGCGCUGCUGGACGCGGCGCUGGCGCGGCUGUCGGCCGCCGUGGCGCGCGGCGACCUGGAGCCGCGCGGCCUGCCCGCCCGCCUCACCGAGCACGCGCACCUCGACGCGCUGCGCCACGCGCUCGACGCGCAGCUCGUGCCCGAGGCGCGCCUGCACGAGCUGUUCCAGUGCGACGCCGCCGCGCUGGUGCAGGAGUUCUACUGCCUGGCGCGCAACCGCGUGCCGCCCGUCACGCCCGCCGCCGAGCCCGCCGACGAGCUGCGCCUGCUGCCCGACCCGCAGCGCCGCCGCCUGCGCGCCUCCGUCGACAUGGAGCUCGCGCUGCGUCUCCACAACGUGUACCGCGCCGAGUGCUACGACGAGGACUCGCGCCUCAAGAAGUGCUGCGAGGAGCUGAAGCGCCGCCUCGAGCGCCUCAACGAGGCCGCCGCCGAGGAGGUGCGCCGCCACCUGCGCGCCGCCGUCGACAACUGCGUGGCCGGCGUGCGCUACCAGCGCCUGCAGGCCGACGGGCCGCGCGUGGCCGAGGUCGGCGCCGCGCACCCGCUCGUGCCGCGCUACUUCACCUGGCCCGCCGCGCUCGACGCGCUCGCGCCGGCCGAGCUCGAGGCGGCGCUGUACGGCGACGCCGGCGCGCUCGUCAUGGCGCACAACGGCUGGGUCAUGGACGCCGACCCGCUGCAGGACUUCGCGGCGCGCGAGCUGGACGGCCGCGUGUACCUGCGGCGCGAGCUCAUCGCCUGGGGCGACAGCGUCAAGCUGCGCUACGGCGCGCGCCCCGAGGACAGCCCCUUCCUGUGGGCGCACAUGCGCGAGUACGCGGAGCUCACGGCCGAGGUGUUCGACGGGCUGCGCAUCGACAACUGCCACUCCACGCCGCUGCACGUGGCCGAGCACCUGCUGGACGCCGCGCGCAACGUCAAGCCCGAGCUGUACGUGGUCGCCGAGCUGUUCACCAACUCCGACCACGUGGACAACAUCUUCGUCAACCGACUCGGCAUCACGUCGCUGGUGCGCGAGGCGCAGGCCGCGUGGGACGCGCACGAGCAGGGCCGCCUGGUGCACCGCUUCGGCGGGCGCGCCGUGGGCGCCUUCCGGCCGCCGCGCCGCCGGCCCGCGCGGGCCCGCGUGGCGCGCGCCAUGUUCCUGGACCUCACGCACGACAACCCGUCGCCCGUGGACAAGCGCAGCGUGUUCGACCUGCUGCCCACGGCCGCCAUGGUGGCCAUGGCGUGCUGCGCCACGGGCAGCACGCGCGGGCCGGACGAGCUGGUGCCGCACCACGUGCACGUGGUGGACGAGGCGCGCCUGUACGCCGAGUGGGGCGCGGGCGAGGGCCGCGUGGGCGCCGGCGCCGGGCUGCUGGCGGCGCGCCGCGCGCUCAACGAGCUGCACGCCGAGCUGGCGCGCGCCGGCUACGACCAGGUGUUCGUGGACCAGGUGGACGCCGACGUGGUCGCCGUCACGCGCCACGAGCCGCGCGAGCGCCGCUCCGUCGUGCUCGUGGCCUUCACCGCCUUCGCCGCGCCCGACCCGGCCGCCGGCCCGCGCGCCGUGCGCCCGCUGCGCUUCGAGGGCCAGCUCGACGAGAUCGCGCUCGAGGCCUCGCUGAAGCACGUCGACCACAAGAGCGGCGGUAGCCCCCUGCGCGGCCCCUCGGCGUUCGAGCGGCACCCGCGCUACAUCACCGGGCUGAGCGAGUACGAGUGCGAGGUGCGGCGCGGCGUGGCGCUGGCGCAGUCGGCCGUGUUCGCGGGCGAGCGCGUCGAGGGCGAGCACACCGUGCUGGACUUCCGCCCGCUGCUGCCCGGGACGGUGGUGGCCAUCCGCGUGUCGCCGCGGCCGGCGCACCGCGCGGCGCUGGCCACGCUGGCGCGCACGCUGGACGCCGUGGAGGCGGGCGCGCCCGACCCGCUGGCGCUGGCGCCCGCGCUGGCCGACCUCGACCUGGCCGACCUCAACGCCGCGCUGUACCGCUGCGACGCCGAGGAGCGCGAGGCGGGCGGCGGCGGCGUGUACGACGUGCCCGGCCACGGCCCGCUGGUCUACGCCGGCCUGCAGGGCGCCGCCUCGCUGCUGGACGCGCUGCGGCCCGCCGACGACCUCGGCCACCCGCUGUGCGCCAACCUGCGCGCCGGCGACUGGCUGCUGGAGUACACGUGGGCGCGGCUGGAGCGCGAGCCGCGCCUGGCGCCGCUCGGGCGCCGCUGCCGCGAGCUGCUGCGGCCCGUGACCGAGCUGCCGCGCUUCCUGGUGCCCGCCUACGCCGACGCGCUGCUGCGCGCGCUGCACGGCGAGCUGGAGCGCGCGGCGCUGGCGCGCAUGGGCGGCGCGGCGCGCGCGGGCGCCUUCUCGCGCGCGCUGGCGCUCACGUCGGUGCAGCUGGCCGGCGCCGGCUGCGCGCCGCUGCCGCCGCCCUCGCCCGCGCUGCCGCCGCCGCGCCCGGCGCGCGCCGUGUCGCUGUCGGCCGGCCUGCCGCACUUCGCCGUGGGCUACAUGCGCUGCUGGGGCCGCGACACCUUCGUGGCGCUGCGCGGCCUGUUCCUGCUCACCGGCCGCUACCAGGACGCGCGUUUCCACAUCCUCGGGUUCGCGGCGUGCCUGCGUCACGGGCUCAUCCCCAACCUGCUGGACGGCGGCCGCAACGCGCGCUACAACUGCCGCGACGCCGUGUGGUGGUGGCUGCACAGCAUCAAGCAGUACUGCAGCGAGGCGCCGGCCGGCCACGCCAUCCUCGGCGAGCCCGUGUCGCGCCUGUUCCCCAAGGACGACAGCGAGCCCGCGCCGCCCGGCGCCGCCGACCAGCCGCUGCACGACGUCAUGCAGGAGGCGCUCGACGUGCACUUCCAGGGGCUCGCCUUCCGCGAGCGCCGCGCCGGCCGCGCCAUCGACGCGCACAUGGCCGACCGCGGCUUCAACGUGCAGAUCGGCGUCGACCCCGACACCGGCUUCCCCUUCGGCGGCAACGACGCCAACUGCGGCACCUGGAUGGACAAGAUGGGCUCCUCCGAGCCGGCCGGCACGCGCGGCAAGCCCGCCACGCCGCGCGACGGCAGCGCCGUGGAGCUCGUGGCGCUCGCCUACAGCGUGGUCGCCUGGCUGGCGGCGCAGCACCGCGCCGCCCGCUACCCCUACCCCGGCGUCGUGCGCCGCCACCGCGACGGCGCGCUCACCUCCUGGACCUACGCGCAGUGGGCCGAGCGCCUGCGCGCCUCCUUCGAGCGCGCCUUCUGGGUGCCCGCCGCGCCCUCCGCCGCCGACGCGCGCCCCGACCUCGUGCACCGCCGCGCCAUCUACAAGGACACGCACGGCGCCUCGCGGCCCUGGGCCGACUACCAGCUGCGCUGCAACUUCGUCGUCGCCAUGGCCGUCGCGCCCGAGCUGUUCGACCCGCGCCACGCCUGGCUCGCGCUCGACGCCGUGGAGCGCCUGCUGCUCGGGCCGCUCGGCGUCAAGACGCUCGACCCCGCCGACUGGGCCUACCGCGGCGACUACGACAACUCCAACGACUCCGACGACCCCGCCGUCGCGCACGGCUACAACUACCACCAGGGGCCCGAGUGGCUGUGGCCCUUCGGCUUCUACCUGCGCGCGCGCCUCGCCUUCGCGCACGAGAACGGCAAGCACGCGCGCACCGUCGCCGCCGCCUACGCCGCGCUCGCGCCGCACCUCGCCGAGCUGCGCGCCUCGCCGUGGCGCGGCCUGCCCGAGCUCACCAACGCCGGCGGCGCCUAUUGCGCCGACUCCUGCCGCACGCAGGCCUGGAGCUCAGCCACCGUGCUCGAGGCGCUGCACGACCUCGAGCUCGCGCGCCGCGCGCGCCCGCUCGCCGCCGACUGACGCGCGCG
This is a messenger RNA of Ostrinia nubilalis (European corn borer), 5430 nucleotides long. Its product is annotated as glycogen debranching enzyme. The coding region runs from base 632 to 5422 and encodes 1596 amino acids. Lineage: Eukaryota; Metazoa; Arthropoda; Insecta; Lepidoptera; Crambidae. Gene Ontology annotation, biological process: glycogen biosynthetic process; glycogen catabolic process. The transcript is spliced from 11 exons. Gene Ontology annotation, molecular function: 4-alpha-glucanotransferase activity; amylo-alpha-1,6-glucosidase activity. The record is from RefSeq and is a predicted model, not a curated record.